Molecule: messenger RNA, 2771 nt
Organism: Engraulis encrasicolus (European anchovy)
Lineage: Eukaryota; Metazoa; Chordata; Actinopteri; Clupeiformes; Engraulidae
Gene: faap100
Product: FA core complex associated protein 100
Exons: 9
Coding region: 57-2735 (892 amino acids)
Biological process (GO): interstrand cross-link repair
Cellular component (GO): Fanconi anaemia nuclear complex; nucleoplasm
Source: RefSeq, a predicted model, not a curated record
GUAUUUCCAUAUGACUUCAAUUAGGCCUAAUAUCCGUCUGGCCUGUGUUUUCAGCGAUGGAGGGUAUGAGGUGCUCUGUCGAAUCAUGGGCAGCAUUCGGUCUGUUGAAGACAUCUGAUGUGAAGUUAAUUUUGGCUGAGACAGAAGUUGUUUUUAGCACAGGUCGAGAUGAAGUGCUCAUCUUCAGUGGCACAGAAAAGAGAGUCCAGGAUGUUCUUCAGUUUGACUCACCUGUGUCUCACCUGACGCUAUGUAAGCGACGCCUUAUUUAUGCACUCUGUGAGAACGAUGGAGUUUACUGUGUCAGUUUCCCACAACAAUCCAGGUCUGUUACAGAGGACGAAGAUCCUAUAGUGCAUAGAGUAACAGAGGAAUCCAUCCUACUCAGAGACAAAACUGUGGUGUCUUUCUAUAUCAUCGAUGACAUCCUUAUCACUGUAUCUCAGGACACGGCCCAAUGGAGGCUGUGUCUCUACAGAACUACAGAUGGCAAACAUGUCUCCCUCAGGAAACUUGCAGAGCAUCGCAUCUCAUCCAUUUACACUGACGUACCACAACGUAACAGCAAGUCUGUGGAACACAAGGAUGCUGGAUCCUCAGUCCGACACCCAGUGUUGACGUGUGUCUACCCCAGUGGAGGCGCUUCGUUUGCGGGGGACACGAGCAGGUCUCCUGACUACCUCCUGGAUCCCGUGCUGUUCAGCCUCUUGUUCAGUGUGGACGCUGCCCUCCUCAACUCACCCGUGGUCCUGUGCGGGUUACCAGACGGACGUGUGUGCUACCUGCCCCUGUUGCUACCGGUCACAACAGCAGCAUCCUCGCCUGAGGAGCAGAGGACAGCCCUGAGAGUCCUGCACAGCCUCGAGCAGCCAAUUGCCUUCAUCGGAACUGCAGUCGCCACGGAAACCGGAGGGGGCGUCCCAAGAAGCCUGGUGGUGAUUGGUCAAACGGGGAGAGUGCUACAGCUGACGGCCAAUGAGCAUGAGGGGGAAGGAAAGAUGACAGGCUUCAAUGAGUUCAGGGUUCGGGGGCCGGUGGUAUGUGCUUGCACGAAUGGCAGCCACGUUUACUACAGCACUGGAUCUGACCUGCUGGCUCUGAAAAUGAGCGUAUCAUCACCAUCAUCAUCAUCAUCAUCAUCCAAUCAGACUGGACCGCCAGACUCCCUCACUCCUCUUCCAGUCAGUCUGAAGGUCAGCAGGGUCAUCGCCAUGACGCCCACCUCAGGUGACCCCACCACAGAGGAUGGUGUGGAGCUGCUGGCGCUGACUCAGCAUGGGAAGCUCCAGAAAAUCCGGGUCCCUCAGCUCCAGCAGCAGCCGGGACAGGGGGGUGACAGAGGCAGCGCGCCCAGGAUGCCUGCAUCUGUGGCCGGCCAAAGGGUGAAGGACCUCCUGGCGGGGAUCGGGAAUGUCUGGGAGAGGGCAUCUGCGUUGAAAAACUCUGUUGAACAGAGGAACAGCAGCCUGAAGCUUCUCAACCAAGUUCUCAACAUCUCCAUCGCAAUGCUCUCCAAUCAGAAAACAGAAGACCAGUCAUGUGACGGUCAGCAGCCAAUCAGGUGCCGUGGAGUGACCAGUUGGACCCGUGUGUUGCAGGAGGAAUCCUUGAUGCUAACAUGCACAUUAGAGAACAACAGUGGCUUUGUUCUAGAACGCGGUUGGUUCCUGUGCAUUCACGUCCACCCAGCGUCCAGUUCCCCGGCUGCUGAAACCAAGAACCCUUCGAGAACGUACACCUUCCCACUCCAGAAGCUGGAGACAGGACGCGAGGCCUCCCAGACCUUGCCUCUCGGAACCACCAAAUCUCUCUCCCUCCCUCUGACCGUGUACUGCUCCCUCAUGUUCUCCACGUGUUCUAUCGGUUCUCCAGAAGAACCGCAAUUCAAAGGACUGGAGAACACUGGUCUUGUUCAACAACGGCCUUCAACGCUCACGGCCCUCACCCCCUCUAAAGACUGUGUGUGCCUACCCCUGAACACGCUAACUGUAGACGCGCUGGACGCAUUCCAACUAGAUACCGCCGCGUCAGUCACCAGCACGGUCUCCAGGCAGCAGUUGUCGACGACGGCAACAAUGUCACCUGACCCCAUCCACGCCCUCCUCGUCUCCCGGGGGAUGGAGGUCGACGGUGACCUCUCCAAGGUCAGAGACCAGAGGUCACAGCCAUAUGCAGCGGUGGUGAAGAUCUCCGCAGAGUGCCUGAGAGCCAGACUUAAAGAUAUAGGCUCCAGCGCGGCUCCAGAGACAAGGGGGCAAGAGCCGUGUCUGGCUGCCCUCAGGUGGCUCCUCAGUGGGGACGGCGUCAGGACAGAGAGGGGGCUGCUGGAGCCUCUGCAGACACCCAUGGUCAUGGGGCAUGGACCCACGGGUUGCUCAGCUAAGAUAAGCGUUAAAGAGGUGACAAUGAGUGACGUGUAUGUGUCUGGUCCGCUGAGUGUGCUGGAGGUCCACAUAGAGAGCUUCUCCUUGGAGAUGGUGUGUGGGCUGCAUCACGCCGUGCUCCAACGCAUACAGAGCCUUGUGAAUGGCUGCAGAAGGAGCCAGGAGCCCCAUGUGCGGCUGAGAGAGGAGAGUCUGAGGCAGGCCGUCCAGCGUGCAGAGGCUCUCCAUAAGGCUCUGCAGGAGGCCCUGGCCCCCACUGCCCUGGGCAUCAGCAGCACCAGCCACAACACCACCCACAAGCUACUCUCCAUCUAUCAACAGCUGCGAGACAACCCACUACUCGUCCUCUGAGCCACACACACACACACACACACACACACACACACA